Messenger RNA from Alternaria alternata, 2798 nucleotides. RefSeq lists its product as hypothetical. The coding region runs from base 207 to 2381 and encodes 724 amino acids. The record is from RefSeq and is a predicted model, not a curated record. Gene Ontology annotation, cellular component: chromatin. Lineage: Eukaryota; Fungi; Ascomycota; Dothideomycetes; Pleosporales; Pleosporaceae. Gene Ontology annotation, molecular function: DNA-binding transcription factor activity, RNA polymerase II-specific; zinc ion binding; RNA polymerase II cis-regulatory region sequence-specific DNA binding. Gene Ontology annotation, biological process: DNA-templated transcription; regulation of transcription by RNA polymerase II. The transcript is spliced from 4 exons.
CAGCUGCAAUACUCAUGAAGCUGUUGUGUUGUUGCCCGGGCAUUGACCGACGGCGGGCAUUGAGUGCACGGAUACUGUAAGGUGUAGCGUGUAGAUCCCCCGCAUUCCACAUCCGCCGCUCGAGGUGCCGUUUAAGAAGGCCUUCAAAAGCACAGUUAGCGCUAUUACUCUCCUGCAGGAUACGCUCAUAGCCCUGCCGUGUGGAUAUGCAGAACCAAAAAGCAUCUUGUGUCUGCAUCUUUUGCUCACGUGAAUUUACCAGAAGCGAUGCAUUGAAACGUCACUGGAACUCGUGCAGUAUUCGACGGGCUCGGAAUUCUCCCAUUCCGACGGUUAAGGCCAGAGCGCGGGGACGCAAAACGCGGGCCUGCGACCUAUGCUGUCAAUUGAAGAAAGCUUGUAAUCUUUCCCAACCAUGCACAUUAUGUGCUUCGCGAAAUCAAGUCUGCGAGUAUAGCCGACCGCAAAAGAUCAGCCGUGAUCACAAAGCAGAGCUUAAUUGCGACAUUAAUGACCUGGAUGCUUACAGCACGGAGACCAACGAUACGGUGGAAUGCCGUAUGGAUGGAGACCUAGUCAUACCUUGCCGGGAUGUUGAUACUGGAUUCGACAUGCGCGUAUAUGAAUCGGUAUUUCAGACUUUAGAUGACACCGUCGAUCACCCGGAGACCACCAUUGCCAAUCCUGACCAUGACAUAGAACUAACGCUGCCGUCUUCUCCGCGCAACCCAGAUUGUCGGAUGCAACUCAGCUCCUGGAAUAACCCCGGUUCACUGUUCAUCGAGCAAAACAUCAUUGCCCCGUUUUGCCAGCGUCCAACACAACUUAAUAUCAACACGUUGAUCGACUUUCCCUUUCUUGACAACUUCACUAAGGCGACUGGCUUUGUCAGCUCAUUCGGCUGUGGCACCAAGCAGCAAAGACUCUCCAUCACACUGGACCCAAUCAGGGCGAACCCGAGCGAGAACGCCACGCCUAGGGAAGAAAGAAUGCUAAACACGGCUACGCACUGGGUUGAGAUCGCCCGAAACAUGCUGGUUCAAGGGAGUAAGGACACAGCUGAUCCAGGUGUGUCACUGUACGUGACGCAUAGGAUUGUUGAUCAAAUUCGAGAGACAGCAAUAAAAACACAUCACCGCGGUUCAGCUGGCAUCCAUUGGUCACCUUCCACAGAAGCCCUUUGUUACGAUUUCUUCAAUCCGAAGAACCUAAACAAGUGUUUAGCGCUCUUUUGGUCUUGCUGGUAUCCGAAUUGGCCCACGAUACAUGCACCAACUUUCAAGGUGGUAGAGAAGUCGCCGUCACUCAUUGCUGUAAUGGCUCUUGUUGGUGCUUGCUUGUCGGCGGAAGAUCGCGAUCAUGCCUCAGCUCAACUUUGGUUUGAUUUGGUCGAAGACCUCGUCUACAGUGAUGCCGCUUUUGACGAUCAGGACAUUUCGAACACGUGGAAGGAACCGACAGAUACCGAUCGUCGAAGCGCACACUUGCAGACCCUCCAAGCAGCUUACUGUGUUUGCCUGUAUCAGACUUGGGAGGGAAGUAAGCGGAGUAAAAAACGUGUUUUGCGGCAAAGGUUUAAUGAUCUUGUUUAUCUAGCACGGGAUAUAGGACUAGAUCAAGCUUCACUCAGGUCGAUCGAUACGUCUGACCCAGCUGGUUUUGACUGGGAGGAAUACGCUCUUCGAGAGUCGCUCAUCCGCAUCUGUUCGUAUAUCUGCAACAUCGAUGCCAGUUACGCCCUAUUUUUCCGCCAUGUACCUCGUACCACUUUAUCCGAACUGGUCAUGGAGAUGUCGUCCCCAGAAUCUUGCUUUCAAGCUUCGUCAAAAGAAGAGUGCUUCAUUGAACUCAAGGCCUGGCGUGAAAGGAUGGGCAGUGACGCGACUAAGAUGAACGUCUUGAGUGCUGUCAUUGCACUUUGUGAUAACGCGAUCAUGACAACGCCAGCGAUGCGUCGCACUUUUGCUCAACUUAGUGUCCUCAACAUGUUCACCAUCGUCCACGCACUAUAUCUGCAGGUUUAUAGCCUGGAAAACUCCGCAAUGACUGCGCCAGAUACAACAGGAAUGACCUCAGUCGAGAACGCAUUGCGGAAUUGGCAGCAAUCAUGGCCAUCGAAUACGCGAGAUAUGGAGUUAGUUGAUCUAUUGGGAAAGGAAAGUGAUUUGUCGACGAUGUGGCAGCGUAUUGGCUUCAUGAGAUAUGCACCUGAGUACUGGCUGAUAGCAUAUUCGACAGUAAAGAGGAUGUACAAGCUGAACGAUGGCAUUCCUCGGAUUUCGGAAACUGUCAUCACUGUUGGGAAUCACGACAUGAUCGAGGCACGAAGGCUGAUCGCUGAGCUGAGAAGUGGAGCCAUUGUUCCCGUUGUGGACAGCUAGAACAUUCAGCUAACUUUCCAAUUGCUUGCUAUUUGCCCAAAUCCCCGCUGUUAAAAGUGACGGCAGCCUUUAAACCAGGUAUCUCUCUGGAGAAGACAGGUGGCCCACCAAACAGCCGCUCGAGAUACAGUAAAGAAGGCCGUUCGUCGUCGCGCCGGUCUCGAAUACCCUAAAUAUUCCCGGUAUUGCCUCUAAUUCAUAGUCUUUUCAAGACUUUUCACAUCCUUUUUGACGUCCUUGCGCCUCAUCGACAAACAUAACUAUGAAUAUCUCUAGCACAACUACCCAAUCCUUCUGUUAUUCCCCUGAGCCUACCAGCCCGAACUUGAGAUCCUGCGCCCAUCUCGGCCAGAAUCGAAGCAGCGAAUCUCGCUGAUGAUGCUUUGGGAUACAGAUCAUGCCGCUUUUGCCGUUCAA